This is a messenger RNA of Struthio camelus australis, 495 nucleotides long. Lineage: Eukaryota; Metazoa; Chordata; Aves; Struthioniformes; Struthionidae. The record is from RefSeq and is a predicted model, not a curated record.
AUGAAGGUUAAACUAACAGCUGUCCUGGAGCCUACACUGUCAGAAUUUGAAGCGGAGCUGAAGUCUGCUGGUGAGAAGCUCGUAGUCGUUGACUUCUCUGCGACAUGGUGUGGACCCUGCAAAAUGAUCAAACCAUUUUUCCACAGUUUGUGUGAGAAGUUUGCUGAUGUUGUGUUCAUCGAAAUUGACGUGGAUGAUGCUCAGGACGUUGCCACACACUGUGAUGUCAAGUGCAUGCCCACAUUCCAGUUCUACAAGAACGGAAAGAAGGUGCAGGAGUUCUCUGGGGCCAAUAGAGAGAAGCUGGAAGAGACCAUUAAAAGUCUAGUCUAAUCUCCAACUGUGGAGACCUGGGAUCAUGACUGCUUCAGCUAAAUUAUAACAUGUAACUUUUCUACUGAGAAAUCUAACCAAGUUAUCUAGAAUAAGUCAUGGAAACUGUCCUUUUGGUCUAUGUAAAUGAGUACAAUAAAGUGUAAAUUCUUCACUUUUGGA